Messenger RNA from Lathyrus sativus (Indian pea), 1449 nucleotides. NCBI's taxonomy places the organism in Eukaryota, Viridiplantae, Streptophyta, Magnoliopsida, Fabales, Fabaceae. The record is from the annotation of a GenBank genome assembly.
AUGCAGAAAAAUAGUCCUAGGGUUACUGUUGUAGGGACGAUGGAGUUUGUUGGUUCAUCAACUCAUAAGAAGCACAAAGCAAAAGCAAAGGAUGAUAUAAUCAGCAACCUACCGGAAUCACUUAUAACUCGCAUUCUCUCGUUUCUUCCUACAAAAGACGCCGUUCGAACAAGUGUGUUAUCUAAAAGAUGGAUUGAAAAGUGGACAUUAAUCACUAAGGUGGAAUUGAAUGAUAGCGUGUUAUAUUCUUCCAAGAAGAAGAAAUCAAGUUCAAGUGAAAAACAGUGCUUCAUAAACUUUGUCAACAGAGUACUUCUUUUUACCGGAAGUCACAGUAUGGAAAGUUUUUCUCUUGUUAUUACUAGCAAACAUGAUCUAACCCUUCUAAAUACCUUGAUCACUUACAUCUUGAAGAAAAGGGUAAGAAGACUUUCUAUCUCUUUGCGUGAAGGUCUUCUCUUCUCUGCUCUUACAUCUCACUACCUUUUCAAUCAUGCCACUUGUUUAGAACAAUUGGUACUCGCUACGAGUCAUUUUGCUGCUAUCAGAAUCAAAAUCCCACUCUAUAAGAUUUAUGGUGUUUUUCUUUUUACAAAUCUAAAACUACUCAAGCUGUCUAGAGUUGUAUUUACAGUUGACAAAUCUCAAGGUAUUGUUUUUCCAGUAUUGAAAAAGUUUGAGACACAUAACUGCUCAUGGUUAAGUGCACACGAUGUCACUUUAGAACUAAAAGCACCUCUACUUGAAAGUGUUUACAUAACACAAGACUAUAUGUCACUAAUUGACCAGCCACGUCUCUGCAAAAUCAAAUUUUCUGAUUCAAAUCUGAAAGAAUUCACUUAUCGCGGUGAUGAUUUGUCACAAGCUAUUGUUCUGUCAGAUCCAUCUUCAGCUUGCAAUGCUACUGUUAGCAUCACUUUGAGUAAUAAUAGGAAUAUCGUUCAAGGAUCUGAAUCGUGUGUCUGUCUCCUUCUCAAGCAAUUUAGUCAAGUAAAGAGGAUCAAAUUUGAGGUAUAUAAGUUUUGGAUACAACCAAAUCUCGCAAGUGUACCUAAAUUUGCAAUGUUGAGCUAUUUGGAACUUGUUGGCUUGGUUAGUGUUGAAGUUUUGUUGUGCUUAAUUCAAAAGUGUCCUGUUCUCAAUACUUUAGUAUUCAAGGAAAUAUUGGAAUUCAACCAUGAGCUUCGUAACUCUGCUGCUGUGCCAGAUUGCUUGGCAUCCACUCUCCAAGUUGUGAAAUUUGGAGAUGUCCAUGGAGACGAACAUGAGCUUAUAUUAGCUAAAUAUUUAAUGGAAAAUGGUACAGUGCUCGAGAGGAUGAGUUUCUCCUUUGCCGAUGCACCUUUGGGUAAGUCCAACUCUAAGGUCAUUGAAGAAUUUAAGGAGAAGCUGUACUCAUUUAAGAAAGGAAUCUCUUUUGCCAUACUUGAAUUUUCCUAUGAUUAUUAG